AUGCGUCAGCGCCCGGGUCUUGACGCCAUCUCGUACACUGCGUCCACCGCGGAGGCCUUUGAUUCGUUCGUCUGCCAGAACGCCUGCAUCAUCGUCAGUGGCAAGAAGCACCGCGUACCAAAAGCCCUUACUUGCGAGGCCAACGGCGACCUGAGCUCGAUGGUCAUGUUUGGCGACAUCGUGGUAGUACCCGCGGACCCGGAGGGCAAGACCAGCCCCGUCAGCACGUUCUUCACGGUGAACAUUGUCGGGCGCAUCGUCGUCCUCGGCUCACACGAGUCUAAGGCUGUCACCUCGUCCUUUGACAGGGCGGUCUCGGGUCAAUCGUCACCUCGCGGUGAGCGGGAGAAGGAGGAGUGGGACAUGGGAUGGAAGAUUGUGCAGUGUAUCGCGCCCAUCAAGAAAUGGCUCGGCUCAGGUGUGCUCAGGAGAGCUCCAGAGUACUCUGGAGAAGAUACUCGGGGCUACUCCAGAGUGCUCGCCGAGCAAGCGGCUGUGUCUCUGGAGUGCCUGGGAGGCGCCGGCCAAGCUCUCGCGGCUCCAUAA
Messenger RNA from Epithele typhae, 546 nucleotides. RefSeq lists its product as uncharacterized. The coding region runs from base 1 to 546 and encodes 181 amino acids. NCBI's taxonomy places the organism in Eukaryota, Fungi, Basidiomycota, Agaricomycetes, Polyporales, Epitheliaceae. The transcript is spliced from 5 exons. The record is from RefSeq and is a predicted model, not a curated record.